CAGAAGAAACCUGAGCAGCAGGGAAACUCCUCCAGCUCGGACCACCAUGAUGUUCCCCUGCAGCGCGCUGCCGCCGCCUCUCUACCCGGGCUUCCUGCGUCCCCCCGCGACUAUCUCCUCGCCCCUGAGUCGGUCCCUCCCCUCCGGCUUCUUGGUGGAGGAUCUCCUCCGGUUAAGCCAUCCUGUCGGUUACAUCCAUCGGACUUUCUCUCCCAGAUGUCCCGGAGACAUUCUCCCGCUCAGCCCGGGUCCAUGCUCCUCUCCUCGGCCGUCGGGUCCGGGCACAGAGAGGUCUGGGCAGCCGAACCGGGCCAGCACCGGGUCUCCACACACGUCGGAAUCCGGGUACCUAAAAUUCGGGGUCAGCGCAAUUCUGGCCCCGUCCACGCGGAACGUCCAGAGUCUUCAGACCAAGCUGCUGCCCCUGCCUUUCUUUGACGGAGGUCUUCAUCCCCUCAUCAGAGCCUCGUAUUUCUCAGCCUCCUCCUCCUCUGUGGUUCCUGUCCCAGGAACUUUUUCCUGGCCUCUGGCCCCCAGAGGGAAGCCCAGGAGGGGCAUGCUCCGGCGGGCGGUGUUCUCAGACCUCCAACGGAAGGCCCUGGAGAGAACCUUCCAGAAGCAGAAAUAUAUCAGCAAACCAGACAGGAAGAAACUGGCCUGUAAGCUGGGACUGAAGGACUCACAGGUGAAGAUCUGGUUCCAGAACCGCAGGAUGAAAUGGAGGAACUCCAAGGAGAGGGAGCUGCUGUCCACGGGUGGCUGCCGUCAGCAGACCCUCCCCACCAAAACAAACCCCCACCCAGACCUCACGGACGUGGGCAGCGCCUUCUGCCAGCAGCUGAGCAGCACGGAGCACCAGGAGUCUCAUCUCCAUCAUCACCAUCAUCAUCGCAGCCCCUCCUCUCCGUCAGAGUCCAGCAAACAGUCCGAGAUCUCAGAGUCUGACAGUGAAGAAAUCACAGUUUCAUGAUUCAUCAGAGGAUGGAAGGAAACUCAAAGUGCCUGAAUCAGCUCUGUACAUACCUGUAUUUACUCCCCAUCUUCCUGUACAGCCUUGUUUAUAUCAAGCUCGGUAAACACAGUGAACAGCUGUCCUGAGCUUUCUAGAUUUAAUAUUUGUAGACCGAAAUGUUUAAAACUUUA
Messenger RNA from Melanotaenia boesemani (Boeseman's rainbowfish), 1143 nucleotides. RefSeq names its product homeobox protein DBX1-B-like. The coding region runs from base 47 to 970 and encodes 307 amino acids. Lineage: Eukaryota; Metazoa; Chordata; Actinopteri; Atheriniformes; Melanotaeniidae. The record is from RefSeq and is a predicted model, not a curated record. Gene Ontology annotation, molecular function: DNA-binding transcription factor activity, RNA polymerase II-specific; DNA binding. Gene Ontology annotation, biological process: cell differentiation in spinal cord; regulation of transcription by RNA polymerase II. The transcript is spliced from 4 exons.